AAGCGCGGAGUCCUAACCACUGGACAGCCAGGGAAUUCCCUCAUGCUCCAUUUUGAAGGUGGCCUGCCAAAACAAGAGGGCCACGUGUAAGAAGGCAGAAAUACAUGGAAUAACAUGGUGGCUUUAGGAAAUUACAUGUGGCUCUGCAGGGCUGUAAGGAACAUGGGGUGGGUGUGAAGGAACUAUGGGAGGGAAGACUUUGAUUAGAUCCUGCAGGGCCCUGUGCUCCAAGUGGGCUUUGUGUUUUGCAGCUGUCAUCAGAUUCGCGUUUUAGAGAGAUGACUGGCCUCAGUGGAGAGAGUGGACUGACGUGGGAGAGAAUGGAGGCAGAGAGUUGUGAAAAGAAGUCUUUGGGUCUUGGUUGGGUCGGCCAGCAGAUACCUUUUCUCAGAAUUGGUCUCUCCUGACUUAACAUUUGGCCAACGCAUCGCCUCUCCGGGUUCUCCCUCCCUCCUCCUCCCCGAGGGCAGGCAGGCGGGCGGGGAAGCGAGGAGAGGGGUGGCCCUGCCUGGGUGGUCUCCUGCCCCGCCCCCCGCGGCGCCGUUGCCUAGCAACGGAUCCGGCCGCGCAGCUCCGGGUAAUUUGCCGGCGACUAAGCCAAAGGGAGGGCGUAGCCCCGGCCUUUCCCUUUUUCUUGGACUACAGACGCCUCCUCGGCACAGCGGUCGCCACCUCGAGCCGCGCCGGGCGUCGCGUAGCUAUUCCUGCACGCGGGAGCCACUCCGGUUCCGCGCCCCGGGCCCGCACCGCCCUGCACUCCUACAGCUCACGAACGCCACUGUACACCCGUACCCGCGGCUGAGCGGCCCCACUGAAUUCCGACGCGGGACCUCGCGGUACGCGGGACCAGGCCAGCCUAUGGGGGCGCCCAGAUAACGCGGGUUGGGGGCGCCCAGGCCCCCCAUCCCCGCCAGCAUGGCUCGGCCACCACCCCUUGGGGAGCUGCCCCCGGGCUACACACCCCCAGCUCGAUCUGCAGCACCCCAGAUCCUAGCUGGGAGCCUUCAGGCUCCACUCUGGCUUCGUGCUUACUUCCAGGGCCUGCUCUUCUCUCUGGGCUGUGGGAUCCAGAGACACUGUGGCAAAGUGCUCUUCCUGGGACUUUUGGCCUUUGGGGCCCUAGCGUUGGGUCUCCGCGUGGCCAUCAUUGAAACAGACCUAGAACAGCUCUGGGUGGAAGCGGGCAGCCGGGUGAGCCAAGAGCUGCAAUACACCAAGGAGAAGCUGGGGGAGGAGGCUGCAUACACCUCCCAGAUGUUGAUACAGACCCCGCGCCAGGAGGGGGAGAACGUCCUCACACCUGAGGCACUUGGCCUCCACCUUCAGGCAGCCCUCACCGCCAGUAAAGUGUCCUGGGAUUUGAACAAAAUCUGCUACAAGUCAGGAGUUCCCCUAAUUGAAAAUGGAAUGAUCGAGCGGAUGAUUGAGAAGCUGUUUCCCUGCGUGAUCCUCACCCCCAUCGACUGCUUCUGGGAAGGAGCCAAACUGCAAGGGGGCUCUGCCUACUUACCGGGCCGCCCCGACAUCCAGUGGACCAACCUGGAUCCAGAGCAGCUGCUGGAGGAGCUGGGCCCCUUUGCCUCCCUUGAGGGCUUCCGGGAGCUGCUAGACAAGGCACAGGUGGGCCAGGCCUACGUGGGGCGGCCCUGUCUGCACCCUGACGACCUCCACUGCCCAUCUAGUGCCCCUAACCAUCACAGCAGGCAGGCUCCCAAUGUGGCUCAGGAGUUGAGCGGGGGCUGCCAUGGCUUCUCCCACAAGUUCAUGCACUGGCAGGAGGAACUGCUGCUGGGAGGCAUGGCCAGAGACCCCCAAGGACAGCUGCUGAGGGCAGAGGCCCUGCAGAGCACCUUCCUGCUUAUGAGUCCCCGCCAGCUCUACGAGCACUUCCGGGGCGACUACCAGACACACGACAUCGGCUGGAGCGAGGAGCAGGCCAGCACGGUGCUGCAGGCCUGGCAGCGGCGCUUCGUGCAGCUGGCGCAGGAGGCCCUGCCUGGGAACGCGUCCCAGCAGAUCCACGCCUUCUCCUCCACCACCCUGGAUGACAUCCUGCACGCCUUCUCUGAAGUCAGCGCUGCCCGCGUGGUGGGAGGCUACCUGCUCAUGCUGGCCUACGCCUGCGUGACAAUGCUGCGGUGGGACUGUGCUCAGUCCCAGGGUGCCGUGGGCCUCGCCGGGGUGCUGCUGGUGGCCCUAGCGGUGGCCUCGGGCCUCGGGCUCUGCGCCCUGCUCGGCAUCGCCUUCAAUGCCGCCACUACCCAGGUACAUCAAGACUGCGGGGCAGACUUGGGGGCCGAUGGCCCAGGCUGCCCGGUUCCUCCAGCUGCCCGCCCCGUGCCCCUCCAGGUGCUGCCCUUCUUGGCACUGGGCAUUGGUGUGGAUGACAUAUUCCUGCUGGCACAUGCCUUCACAGAGGCUCCACCUGGCACCCCUCUCCAGGAGCGCACAGGUGAGUGUCUGCAGCGCACAGGCACCAGCGUUGCACUCACGUCCAUCAACAACAUGGUUGCCUUCUUCAUGGCUGCCCUAGUUCCCAUCCCUGCACUGCGGGCCUUCUCCUUGCAGGCGGCAGUAGUGGUUGGCUGCAACUUUGCAGCCGUGAUGCUUGUCUUCCCAGCGGUCCUCAGCCUGGACCUGCACCGGCGCCACUGCCAGCGCCUUGAUGUGCUCUGCUGCUUCUCUAGCCCCUGCUCUGCUCGGGUGAUUCAGAUUCUGCCCCAGGAGCUGGGGGAUAGGACAGUACCAGUGGGCAUUGCUCACCUGACUGCCACUGUUCAGGCAUUUGCGCACUGUGAAGCCAGCAGCCAGCAUGUGGUCACCCUCCUGCCUCCUCAAGCCCACCUGGUGCCCCCACCUUCUGACCCACUGGCCUCUGAGCUCUUCAGCCCAGGAGGGUCAACACGGGACCUUCUAGGCCAGGAGGAGGGGACAAGGCAGAAGGCAGCCUGCAAGUCCCUGCCCUGCGCCCGCUGGAAUCUUGCCCAUUUCGCCCGCUCUCGAUUUGCACCCUUGCUGCUCCAGUCCCACACCAAGGCCAUGGUGCUGGUACUUUUUGGGGCUCUUCUGGGCCUGAGCCUCUAUGGAUCGACCUUGGUGCAGGAUGGGCUGGCCCUGACAGAUGUGGUGCCUCGGGGCACCAAGGAGCAUGCCUUCCUGAGCGCCCAGCUCAGGUACUUCUCUCUGUACGAGGUGGCCCUGGUGACACAGGGUGGCUUUGACUACGCCCACUCCCAACGCGCCCUCUUUGAUCUGCACCGGCGCUUCAGUUCCCUCAAGGCAGUGCUGCCCCCACCGGCCACGCAGGCACCCCGCACCUGGCUGCACUAUUACCGCAACUGGCUACAGGGAAUCCAGGCUGCGUUUGACCAGGACUGGGCUUCUGGGCGUAUCACCCACCACUCAUACCGCAAUGGCUCUGAGGAUGGGGCUCUAGCCUACAAGCUGCUCAUCCAGACCGGGGAUGCCCAGGAGCCUCUUGAUUUCAGCCAGCUGACCACAAGGAAGCUGGUGGACAAGGACGGGCUGAUACCACCUGAGCUCUUCUACAUGGGGCUGACCAUGUGGGUGAGCAGUGACCCUCUGGGUCUGGCAGCCUCACAAGCCAACUUCUACCCCCCACCUCCCGAGUGGCUGCAUGACAAGUACGACACCACCGGGGAGAACCUUCGCAUCCCGGCGGCCCAGCCCCUGGAGUUUGCCCAGUUCCCCUUUCUACUGCACGGACUCCAGAAGACUGCAGACUUCGUGGAGACCAUUGAGGGGGCCCGGGCAGCGUGUGCCGAGGCAGGCCAGGCUGGGGUGCGCGCCUACCCCAGCGGCUCCCCCUUCCUCUUCUGGGAGCAGUAUCUGGGCCUGCGGCGCUGUUUCCUGCUGGCAGUCUGCAUCCUGCUGGUGUGCACUUUCCUCGUCUGCGCCCUGCUGCUGCUCAACCCCUGGGCAGCUUCCCUCAUAGUGCUGGUCCUGACAGUGAUGACUGUGGAGCUCUUUGGCAUCAUGGGUUUCCUGGGCAUCAAGCUGAGCGCCAUCCCCGUGGUGAUCCUUGUGGCGUCUGUAGGCAUUGGUGUCGAGUUCACGGUCCAUGUGGCUCUGGGCUUCCUGACCUCCCAGGGUAGCCGGAACCUCCGGGCUGCCCGGGCCCUAGAGCACACAUUGGCCCCGGUGACCGAUGGGGCCGUCUCCACAUUGCUGGGUCUGCUCAUGCUUGCUGGUUCCAACUUUGACUUCAUUGUAAGGUACUUCUUCGUGGUGCUGACAGUACUCACACUCCUAGGCCUCCUCCAUGGGCUCGUGCUGCUGCCUGUGCUGCUGUCCAUCCUGGGCCCCCCACCAGAGGUGGUACAGAUGUACAAGGAGAGCCCGGAGGUCCUGAGCCCACCAGCUGCACAAGGAGGAGGGCUCAGGUGGGGGGUAGCCCCCACCCUUCCCCAGAGCUUUGCCAGAGUGACUACCUCCAUGACCGUGGCCCUUCGCCCACCCCCACUGCCUGGUGCCUACAUCCACCCGGCCUCUGAAGAGCCUACUUGGUCCCCUGCUGCCACACCAGCUGCCAGUGGCUCCAGCAACCUCAGUUCUAGGGGACCAUGUCCAGCCACCUGAUGAAAGAGCAGCUGAAGCGUGGAGACCCUGUUCAGGCCACAUGAAGGCACCGGGAAGCCAUGGGGGGCUAUUGAAUGCAGGGCGGACUCCUGGAGAGCCCUGCUGCUGCUGCUGUCUGCCUCCAUCCCCUCCCCGACCCAGCCAUCACAGACCUCCCAGAGAUCCACACUAAACCACCAUCCUCUAGGCUGUGAGCAGCCUUGCACACCCGGGUGCUCCGUGCCUGUGCCCGUGACUGGGUGGGGUGAAAGCCAGCAAGCACUUCAGGCUGCAGUGCAGCCCUGUCCCCCCUCCCACCCCGCCCUGCUGCCCCCAGCAGACCAAGCCUGAGGGAUCCUCUAGCACCCUUCUCCAGUCCUGGUCCCCCACUGCUUGCUGACUUCUGGGUAGGCUCUCUGUAUCCCUGCCCACCUCUUACCACAUAAAUUAUUUAUAUGGAGACGUUUAUUUUUGUAGUUUGUAUAGAUGUUAGCUAUGCCGAAAGUUUUAUUUUUAAAAGUGAAAUAUAUUCUAUAU
Delphinapterus leucas (beluga whale) is the source of this 5115-nucleotide messenger RNA. Lineage: Eukaryota; Metazoa; Chordata; Mammalia; Artiodactyla; Monodontidae. The record is from RefSeq and is a predicted model, not a curated record.